AUCAACAUCCUCGUAAACCUUCAAAUCAAUCAAACCUCACACAAAAAUCACUUGUCCUAGAAUAUUGUUUGAGCAAAUAUUAUGGCAACCCUUCUUUCUUCAACCGUGUUUUCUGUGAAGGGCACGUCUCAAAUCCAUGAUUCGAGAAGAUCCAACAUCAGAGCCACCAUUAACAUACCGAAAACUCCGGUUGCUCUCCCGAAGCUCCCAUCUAAAAGUUUUGCGGACAACUUGGAGAACAUUACGAGUCGUGCGGAACAAAUUAUAGAUCGUUCCUACACAAGACGUACAAUUAGUCCAAAUCUUUCUAACGAAAAGGCGAUUAUCGAGAAGAUGUACGCGAUCAUGGAGGCUGUCGCGGACAGAGUUGAGAUGCACAACAACAUCGGAGCUCAGCGCGACAAUUGGAACACUCUCCUCCUGACAUCUGUCAAUUCAAUCACUCUCACCGCCGCCACAAUGACCGGAAUCUCAGCAGCCGCCACCGCGGUGUCUGGAUCAUCCGCGGAAGCGCUCAAGCUCGGCGCUACUAUCCUCUACUUGGCAGCCACCGGACUACUGGCUGUGAUGAACAAAAUCCAACCCUCACAGCUCGCGGAAGAGCAAAGAAAUGCCUCUAGACUCUUCAAGCAGCUUCUCAGAGAAAUCGAAACUAAACUUUCCCUCGGAAACGUGACCUCUUCGGACGUAAACGAAGCGAUGGAGAGAGUUCUAGCCCUGGACAAGGCCUACCCUCUUCCCCUAUUAGGCGCAAUGCUCGAGAAGUUCCCCAAGAAAGUUGAGCCUGCCGUUUGGUGGCCGAGAAAAGUUCACCAAAAACGAGUAGUGAAAAAAACUAUGACUAGCAGUACUAAUGGUUGGAGUGAGAAGUUGGAAGAGGAAAUGAGAGAGAUUUGUGGGGUGAUAGAAAGGAAAGACCUUGAAGACUACUUGAGGCUGAGCAAAAAGGCAUUGAAUUUGAACAAAGUUUUGGCCAUUUCUGGACCAGUUUUAACCGGUUUGGCUGCUCUAGGAACCGCAUUUUCUCAUCAUGGAACGGUGCCUCUUGUCGCCGGAGUCGUCGGCGGGGCUCUGGCCAGCGUCGUGAACAGUUUCGAACAUGGCGGGCAAGUUGGGAUGGUGUUUGAGAUGUAUCGAAGUAAUGCCGGUUUCUUUAGGCUCGUGGAAGAGACAAUAGAGUCGAAUCUGAACGAGAGAGAUUUUGAGAGGAGAGAGAAUGGCGAAGUGUUUGAAACCAAAGUGGCUUUGCAGUUGGGAAGGAGCUUGUCAGAGCUGAGAAAUCUUGCUGAUAACUCUAGGAAUUCAAGAUCAAGAAGAUUCAAUGGUGUGGAUCAUCAUGAUCGUGAGAUCGAAGAAGAGUUCGCAAGCAAGCUUUUCUGA
Molecule: messenger RNA, 1380 nt
Organism: Morus notabilis
Lineage: Eukaryota; Viridiplantae; Streptophyta; Magnoliopsida; Rosales; Moraceae
Product: probable F-box protein At4g22030
Exons: 1
Coding region: 82-1380 (432 amino acids)
Source: RefSeq, a predicted model, not a curated record